Molecule: messenger RNA, 739 nt
Organism: Sclerotinia trifoliorum
Lineage: Eukaryota; Fungi; Ascomycota; Leotiomycetes; Helotiales; Sclerotiniaceae
Source: the annotation of a GenBank genome assembly
CAUUUGUAUAAAGAAAUGAUAGAUAGCGUCGCGAGAUACUCAUUUCGUUGCAGUAACUAGCGGAUUCCGUCCAAACAUCCAUCACUUGAAAGAUAUUCUACUACAAUGGAUUCCCCACGGAUACUCAAAACCCGCUCAAACAUCUACCAGAUUGCUAAGAAGAAUCAACAUUCAAGGCCAACGUCGACGUCGACUCGAUCAAACAAAGGCAACUCCAGGCCCAAACCUAUACCACUCGAGAAUUUCGAGGCAGUAAACAAAUUGCCUUGCGAUAGUGCCUUAUUCUCACCAGCUUCUUCAGUCGACAGCGUUUCAGCCAGUAAUUCGGAAUUCGAGGAUAGCGAGGAGGAAUUGGUUGAAGUUCCUUUCCAUGCCCAGUCGAAUACCAAAAGUCUCGACUUCUAUAAUAACAAAAUGAAGGACUUGGCUAAGACUCAUAAGGAGAUCAUUGAUCGAAGGUCUCCCAUGGCAGCAGAACAAACACUCCUCUGUCCCUCUCGACGCAAUCCAUCCCCAUCCUCAUCCUCAAUUCUUCCCUCCACGGAGAAGAGCAAUCGACGUUCUCGGGAAGAUAUCAACGAUGCAAAUCUCCUGCUUCUUCUUAUGGUUGAAUGACAAUAGUACUUAUUUGCGUGGAGAAAGGGUAUCACGGCUGUCACGGGGAUGAUGUGUGGAUUUGCUGCUCCAGCCACCUUGUUAAGCCUCACAUAAAAUCUGAUGGCGGGGCUUAAGACGCUAG